Messenger RNA from Ornithodoros turicata, 1533 nucleotides. Its product is annotated as sialidase-1-like. The record is from RefSeq and is a predicted model, not a curated record. The transcript has 6 exons. Gene Ontology annotation, molecular function: exo-alpha-sialidase activity. Gene Ontology annotation, cellular component: cytoplasm; membrane; intracellular membrane-bounded organelle. Lineage: Eukaryota; Metazoa; Arthropoda; Arachnida; Ixodida; Argasidae. The coding region runs from base 73 to 1233 and encodes 386 amino acids. Gene Ontology annotation, biological process: oligosaccharide catabolic process; ganglioside catabolic process.
GGCACUCGACGGGGCCACAGGCAUUAGAAACCUGGAAACAUCAGCGUGUAGUGCAGAGUGAGAUCCCUCAAAAUGCAUUACUCCGGACGCCCUACCCUUUGGGCGCGCGUGACCAUCACGCUGCUACUAGGAGGAUGUACUAUGAUAGGGAGGUCAUACGCCAAGAAGAUUACCCCUGAAAUUGCUAUGGAACAAGUGCUAUGGAUGGGCGACGAAGUCACUCCCGGUGUACAUUCGUUUCGCAUUCCUCUUAUAACGUACACUCCUAUGGGCCAUCUUCUGGCAAUCUCUGAAGCACGAAAACAUUCAGACGCAGAUGUUGGACCGAAGUUCAUUGCCGUUCGCAGGUCAGAAGACGGAGGCGUCACGUGGAGCAGAACCACAUUCAUAGCUGACGGUGGCACAGAUCCUGAUGCCAUAAGUUUGGGAGUUGUUCUCGUCGACGAUGAAACCAAAAACAUCUUCCUGAUGUACACCGAGUGUGCGCACUACGUUCAAUGCGCAGUCUCGAGUGUCAUGAUGAUGAGUAGCUCUGAUGAUGGCGCCACCUGGGGUUCUGCGAGAAACCUGUCGCAAGAAAUCGGAACCAAAAUGUUCGCUCCGGGACCUGGCACGGGAAUCCAGAAAAAGUUCCCACCAUACAAGGGUCGCCUGAUUGUUUGUGGCCACGGGACCAUAGAGGAAGACGGCGUCUUCUGUGUCGUGAGCGAUGACCAUGGAGAUACCUGGAAAAAUGGAGGCAGUUUGAUAGGAAUUCCUUAUGCGAAACCGAAAAAGACUGGAGACUUCACCCCAGAUGAAUGCCAGGCCUACGAGCUCCCCAAUGGAAACGUGGUGAUUAACAUACGGAACGAGUACUUUUAUCACUGCCGCUGCCGUAUUGUGGCUUAUUCAACCGAUGGCUGUGAGUCUCUACCCGUGGAAAAUGUCCGGUUUGACGAGGAGCUACCAGACCCAGCAGUGGCGGCUGGGGUUUUAUAUGAAAAUGGAGUCACCUAUUUCACCAACCCUGCAAGCGAAUUUUCGAGGGUUGACCUCACUUUGCGUUGGAGCUACAACUCCGGAGGCUCUUGGGAAGAAACAGGACUCCGCAUCUGGCCAGGGCCCAGUGGUUACUCCUGCAUCACUUCAUCAUAUCGUGUGCAAGACAGCAUCUUCAUCCUGUAUGAGAAAGGCAAAGCCACAUCCACAGAAUCUAUCUCCUUGGUCAAGAUAAAGUUGAACACUGCUUGAGCCAUCGAAGAACCAGAAAGUGCGCUCGAUCUCCCCCAGAUCUGCGAGCUGUACAUGCGCCGUUAUGGGAGUGACGCCCAGACUACGACGUCACUCAAAACCGUAGCUCCAUCAUUUUACCAUGUUCUCUGCAUGCGUCGUUGAUUGAUUGAUUGAUUGAUUGACUAAAUUUUUGUUUGUGACACUUUUCAUUUAACAUCUGCAACCAACCCAUUGAUCGUUGGACUUCGAGCAGAAUACUUCUUACACGUAAUGAUGACUACACGUCUUCAACUUAAAAAAUAAAAAAGAGCAGUGGGA